Messenger RNA from Magnolia sinica, 860 nucleotides. RefSeq lists its product as uncharacterized. The record is from RefSeq and is a predicted model, not a curated record. The transcript has 4 exons. Bases 159 to 860 code for a protein of 233 amino acids. Lineage: Eukaryota; Viridiplantae; Streptophyta; Magnoliopsida; Magnoliales; Magnoliaceae.
UUAAUUAUUGUUUGGGAAUGAUCUAUUUUCAUCUCGCAUCCGUCCAUUCCAGACGUACAGGAUGAUUAGAUAAUUGUGUGUUUGGAAAGGUUAUCUAUUCAAGGUAGGGGCCACUGGAUGGAUGGACCUGAUUGAUUCAAUACACUGCCACUUGUACUAUGGGGAAUCGAUCUGCAAUAUUCCAAUUCUACCAGCUCCCUAUAGGAAAGUGGAGAAUAUCCGGCGCUUUUUUACCGGCGGCCAUCACCAACUGCCAGAUGCUCGGCCGACUUAAAAUGAAAAGCCCUCUCUCUGUUUCUCUUUACCUCUCACUAUCUCUCCCUCUCCCUCUCCCUCUCCGCCGUCUCGUCUCUCCCUCUCCCGUCCUCGAUCUCUCUCCCUCAUACUCUCUCGAUCUCUCUCCCUUCCUCUCCCUCCCCCUCUCGAUGUCCCUCUCAUCCCUCUGUCUCGAUCUCUCUUUCCCUCGUUUUCUUCAACGUGUUGUUCCUUCUUCGAUCUCUCUCCAACAAUUGAAGAAAGUAGAAGAAAGAAGAGAAAAUCGAAGAUCAAUCACUUUCAGGAUACUGUGCAACAGGAACUACAGCCAUGCAAACAAAACAAAUAUGUUAAAGGUACAAUACAAAACAGACUGUGAGAAGUUUUAUGGGAGAAUCCUUGACAACCGCAAUGUUGUAUCGGUUGUUGAAGGGACUUCCAAGCAGAAAACGGCAAAAAUUUGGAGUAGUCGAUAUCCAGAAGAGCCAUAUGAGCUUGCCUUCAACAUUACUUUCUCAGAAGGAGGUGCUGAAAAGUUUUCUAAAAGUGUAGAUGACCUAGUUUCAGCUGUUAGAAGGCAGAGCGUCUUCUUUUAUCAGUUGUGA